AUGAUUUACAAUACGAAUCCAGAAACUAGAGAGCUAGUUUUGCAAGCUGUCAAGAAAAAUGGAAAUGAUUUGAUGAAAUAUCAAAAAUUUAAUUCGGAUAGAGAAAUUGUUAUUGCAGCAAUUAGACAGAAUGGAAAUGGAUUAUUCUAUGCUGGAGUGGAAUUGAGAAAUGACAGAGAGGUAGUGAGAGAAUCAAUGAAGGUCAACCAGCAUACUUUCUAUUACAUGUCUGAUGAGUUGAAGAAGGAUAGAUCACUAGCUCUGGAAGCUGUCAAGGAAAUUCCAGGAUCUAUCAGAUAUGCUCCUGGUGAAAUCAAGAAUGAUAGAUCGUUUAUAGUGGAAGCUGCUUUAUUGAAUGGAAAAGUGUUGCAAUUUCUAGAUGGAGAAUUUUUGAAGGACAGAGAAAUUGUGGAGAAUGCUGUAUCUCAAUACGGGUAUGCUAUUAAAUAUGCGCCAGAGGAAUUUCAAAGAGAUGAAUCAUUAAUGCUAGGUGUUAUUAGAAAGGCACUCAGUUUGGAUUCAACAGUAGAAGUUUCUGACGAUUUGAUUUUGAAAUAUGUUAAAGAGCAUAAUGGUGGAUAUUUGGCAAUUAAAUUGGAAAGAUGUUGUAAUGUAAAAGAAGUUAUAUUGGGAGCAUUGGAGAAUAAUGGAUCUAGAUUGAAUGAAAAUAACAAGAGAGAAAGAGAAUUCAUCUUGGACAUGUUGAAAGAAAAUUGGGAAAUAUUCGAAAAGGCAGACGAAAAUAUCAAGAAUGAAAAGCAAGUCUAUACAAAAGCAUUUGGUUUAAAUUGUACAUUUCUUGAAGAUUCCUAUAAUUCCGAGCUAUUCAAUGAAAUUUUAAAUUACAGAAAGAAGAUUCUUGACAGCUCUCCAGUUGGUAAGAUCGACAAGGAAAUUGCAAGCAAAAUUGUGCACCAGAAUUUUAAUAUUUUGAAAGAAUGGAAUAUCACCAGAUUAGAUGAUCAAAUUCAUGAAUACUUACACCAUUUCAGCAGUGACAGAGAUUUCGUGCUACAAGCAGUUUAUCUAGAUGAGAAAUAUCUUUCAUUUGCUAGUGAUUCAUUGAAAGAUGAUUUUGAUUUCAUGGUGACAAUUGCACAACAUACCCGUAACAUGAGAGAUGCAUCUCCUCGUUUGAAAUCAGAUCCUCAAUUUAUCUUACGAGCAUUGGAUUAUCUUUAUGAAUUGAAAGCUCCAAAGGAAUUGAGAGCUGAUAGAGAUUUCAUGAUGAAAGCAGUUCAGAAAGGAACACAUCUCUAUCACGCCUCUGAUGAUUUAAAGAACGAUAAGGAGUUAGUACUCACAGCCAUUAAAGGCAGCUACUCGAACAUUUCACAUGCUAGUAAGGGUCUUCAAAAGGACAGAGAAUUUAUUAUUGAAGUUUUGAAAAUUGAUGGAAAUUGUUUGAAAUAUUUGUCAAAGUCUUUCAAAAAUGAUAGAGAGCUAAUUUUGACAGCUGCUCAAUCUAUCAAUCCUUACAUUGAUUAUGAGUUGUGUUAUGAGCUAUUUCCAACGGACAGAGAAGUAAUGAUGGAGUGUACCAAACAAUAUGGAUACGAAAUGAUUCCUUACAAUAGCUAUCUUAGUGAUGAGUUUCGUUUUGAUAAGGAAUUCAUGUUUCAAAUUGCUGCUUCAAAUAAUUCAGCAACUUUGGAUGUGUUUGAUAUAUUUGGAAAUGAUAAGGAUUUAAUAAUGAGAUUGGCACUUGUUUAUGGGCUUGUUCAAAAGUUUGAUGAAGAUAUUUAUCGAAAGAGAAUAGAAUUGGUCUUCAAUGGAGUCAAAUUACCAACAGAUAAAUACUAA
Messenger RNA from Naegleria gruberi, 1803 nucleotides. RefSeq lists its product as uncharacterized. NCBI's taxonomy places the organism in Eukaryota, Heterolobosea, Eutetramitea, Acrasida, Naegleriidae. The transcript has a single exon. The coding region runs from base 1 to 1803 and encodes 600 amino acids. The record is from RefSeq and is a predicted model, not a curated record.